UGAAAUCCUUCAUACUUGAAUUUAUCGAUUUGCUUUCCAAUUAGAUUAGUACUAUUUACUGCUACAUAUAAUCGGCUCCACAAAUCCUGAAAAGGAACAGAAAAGAAAGAUAGGGAAAAGCCAUGGUUUUUUUACCUGCUGUAGCAAAAUCAGUAGGCCAGCAAUGGCUGAAGCAAAAAUCGAAGCCCAUUUCAUCUUCUCAACAACUGCUUUUUCACCUCAAGAAAUUCAAUAUAUAUCCACAUGAAGAAUGGAAUCGCCAGAGUGUUCGAACCCUGAUUUUGCAGUCUACUUCUGAUUCCGUCAAGCUUCACAAACUCGAUGACUCCGAUUCCGGAGUUGUUGAAGUUAACUUGGAUAGGCCUGGAGCAAAAAAUGCAAUAAGUAAGGAUAUGUUACAUGGGUUGCAGCGAAGCUUAGAAGCUGUUAAUAAGGAUCAUUCAGCAAAGGUUUUGAUGAUCUGCAGUUCUGUUCACAAAGCGUUCUGCGCUGGUGCUGAUUUAAAGGAAAGAAAGACAAUGACUCCAGAUGAAAUUCAGAAUUAUGUAAAUUCUCUGCGAUCAACAUUCUCUUUUUUGGAGGGACUGCAUAUACCUACAAUUGCUGUUGUGGAAGGUGCAGCACUGGGUGGGGGACUGGAAAUGGCAUUAUCAUGUGAUCUCCGGAUAUGUGGGGAAGAUGCAGUAUUUGGCUUGCCAGAAACAGGACUUGCUAUAAUCCCAGGGGCUGGUGGAACACAACGGCUUUCUAGAUUGGUUGGGAAAUCACUAGCAAAAGAAAUCAUAUUUACUGGUCAAAAAAUUGGUGCUAGAGAUGCACUGUCGAUGGGUCUGGUGAAUCACUGUGUUCCUGCUGGUGAAGCUCGCUCAAAGGCACUUGAAAUUGCACGAGACAUAAACCAGAAGGGGCCAUUGGCGAUAAGGAUGGCAAAGCGAGCCAUUGAUGGGGGCCUUGAGAUGGAUAUAGCAUCCGGCUUAUCAGUUGAGAUGGAUUGCUAUCAGCAGCUUUUGAACACGAAAGAUCGGUUGGAAGGUUUAGCUGCCUUUGCUGAGAAACGAAGGCCAAUUUACAAUGGUGAAUGAAAGUUAAAAAAUGCAGAAUUGUAGUUAUGUGGAUUAAAGCUGCAUUUGACCAACCCAAGAUGGGGUAAAAGCAUGUAUUAGCUUUUGUACAUGAAAGCCAGGAACUCCUUUUUUGGGGCUGAUUGAGCUGUUGCUUUUGGAUAAUUGGUUGGUUCAUCAAGUUCAAUUGGUUGAUCAAAGCUUUAUAUGCUGA
Messenger RNA from Coffea eugenioides, 1275 nucleotides. Its product is annotated as probable enoyl-CoA hydratase 2, mitochondrial. The coding region runs from base 123 to 1082 and encodes 319 amino acids. Gene Ontology annotation, biological process: fatty acid beta-oxidation. The transcript has 8 exons. Gene Ontology annotation, cellular component: mitochondrion. NCBI's taxonomy places the organism in Eukaryota, Viridiplantae, Streptophyta, Magnoliopsida, Gentianales, Rubiaceae. The record is from RefSeq and is a predicted model, not a curated record. Gene Ontology annotation, molecular function: enoyl-CoA hydratase activity.